AUGGGACAUCUCGUAGGCGUUCUCCCACCUGUCCCUUCGCUCCAACCCUCCGGUGUUAAGCCCCUGCGGAAGGGUAAGGGACAGGCUGGCGGGUCGUUACCCAAUACGACUCCUUUAUAUAAGGUCGUAGACGGUCUCUUAUACCUCAAGGAUGGCUUAACACAUAAAGAGAGAGCGGAAUGGAGACGGGUGGAAGAACGCAAACAAAUUCUAUCGGUGCGGUUACAGAGUGCCGAAUCUUAUAGUGAAUGGGAGGCGGCAGCGCAAGAGCUAGAUGUCCUCGAAGGUAAUGAAGAAUGGAAGGCAGAUAUUUCAACUGGGGACUAUAACCCCGAUCUUCUAGAAUUGCGCUUACGAGAACUCGAUAAUGCCCGCACCAAUUGUGAUAUACCAUCCAUGAUGCAUAUCGUCAGAACAGCCCUGUCGCGUGAUCUAGGCGGCAUGGGCAAUAUUGACCUAUACCGUCACUCCUACUGUGGUACUAAGAAAUUGGUUUCACGGUAUGUCGAUUCUGCCUUGCAGACUAUUACAGCUCUGGUAGAGCAGAGCGUGUAUCGCCGAGCGAACGAUCCAGGUCCGAAGGACUUGCUGGACGCGGUACUUUACGCGCGCCAGAGCUUUGGACGGAGCGCUCUGCUACUUAGCGGCGGUGGCACUUUCGGUAUGACACAUAUUGGCGUCUUGAAAGCCAUGUAUGAAGCAAAAUUACUCCCGCGUAUUAUCUCAGGCGCGUCGGCGGGUUCGAUCGUCUGCUCUGUAGUCUGUUCGAGGACAGACGAUGAGAUUCCCCAACUACUAGCGGACUUCCCAUAUGGCGAUCUGGCUGUAUUCGAAGAGGAGGGUAACGAAGAAAGUCUCUUUGACCAUCUACGAAGACUACUCACUGAGGGGAAUUGGUCCGACAUCAAGCAUCUGACGCGCGUAAUGCGCGACUUACUUGGCGACAUUACUUUCCAGGAAGCAUAUAAUCGCACAAGAAGGAUAUGCAACAUUUGUGUCUCAUCAGCGUCUAUUUACGAACUACCACGAUUACUGAACUACGUUACAGCACCCAACGUUAUGAUAUGGUCUGCUGUCGCAGUAUCAUGCUCAGUGCCAUUCGUUUUCAGCGCCGCGCCGUUGUUAGUCAAGAACCCUCUAACAGGCGAGCACAGUACAUGGAAUCCUACUCCACAGAUGUGGAUUGAUGGCUCCGUUGAUAAUGACCUCCCUAUGACGAGACUUGCCGAGAUGUUCAACGUCAACCAUUUCAUUGUAUCGCAAGUCAAUCCGCAUGUUGUUCCUUUUCUUACCAAGGACGAGGGACCGGUGAGCGUACGUCACGAGACAAUCUUCAAGGAGGAAUCGGAUUGGAUGCACAAAAUUACGACUCUGGCCAAGAGCGAAGCCUUGCAUCGAAUGCAGUUUAUGGCUGAAAUCGGCAUUUUCCCAACGCUCGUCAGUAAGUUACGGUCUAUCCUAAGCCAGAAAUAUUCGGGUGAUAUCAAUAUUCUCCCUGCCAUGGGCGUUUGGGACUUGCCUAAGGUGCUGAAGAACCCGACGACCGAGUUCAUGCAUCGCUCGUGUUUGUUAGGCGAGCGUGCGACCUGGCCUAAAUUAGCUCGCAUCCGGGACCGCUGUGCCAUUGAACUGGCUUUAGAUCGCGCGGUUCAUUCAUUGAGAGCUCGUGUUGUGUUUAGUAAGAGCCAAGUUAACUUACGAAGGAUGGCGACCGGGUCUCUAUCGAAUACACACGGGGAAACAUAUGACCAUUUAACACCGAGUUCCAACCAUAUUGAACCCCCUUCCACGAAGGAGAAACUAAAGCAUAACCGGCGCCGGUCGAGUGGAAGUAAUUUACUAAACCCAUACCACCACAUCAUUGCGAAUGAAAAUCCGUAUAAAAUAACGGAUGACGAAACAGACGAAGAGGAACGUCUUGAGAUGGCAAUGCGCCAUAGUGGUCGGAAACCGAAAAUUAAGCUUAAGCGAUUUCCAAAAAACCAUAUAUUCCAGACGGGUCCUAAAACUAGUCCCGUCUUAUCUUCCACCUCGGAUCUCGAUUCUUUUGAUUUCUCUCAGCCCAUAACACCCAUCGGAGCUAGGAAUACUAAUUCUUCGAAUUCGAAAAAGUCGGCCCUUUCGGCAAUGGUCACGGUAUCUCCCGAGGACGGUGCUCAUAAUUUAGCCGCUGCUGAAACGGCUUCCAUGACUUCACCACAGCAGAAUUCUCACCACGACGCUGAACUUGAGACUAGUGACUUGCAUACCUCGGACGCCGACGUUGACAGCCACACGGAUGAGGAUAGACACAGUCGACCCAUAAGCACAUAA
Daldinia childiae is the source of this 2313-nucleotide messenger RNA. Its product is annotated as Lipase 4. The transcript has a single exon. The record is from RefSeq and is a predicted model, not a curated record. NCBI's taxonomy places the organism in Eukaryota, Fungi, Ascomycota, Sordariomycetes, Xylariales, Hypoxylaceae. The coding region runs from base 1 to 2313 and encodes 770 amino acids. Gene Ontology annotation, biological process: lipid metabolic process. Gene Ontology annotation, molecular function: triacylglycerol lipase activity.